AUGUCUGCCUCGCUGCUGCGUCGGGGUCUCGAGCUGCUGGCCGCGUCCGAAGCCUCCCGGCCGGCGUCCAGCCAGGCCAAGCCGAAGGGGGCUUCGGUGGUGAAGCGGGCCCGGAGAGCGAAGAAGGCCCAGGCCCGGGAACUGCGGAACUCGGCCAAGGGAAAGGUGCCCAAGUCGGCACUGGCCGAGUACCAGAAGCGAGAAUGCCGAGACCAUCUCAGAGAAAACCUGCAGCUCCUGGCCUGUGCGAGAAGCACUGUGGACAAGACCAUCACCCGGAAGAUUCUACUUCAGAACCGGGGCCGCAAGGCCUGCGACAGACCUGUGGUCAAGACAAAGAAGAAGAAGGCUGAGGGCACCGUGUUCACAGAGGAAGACUUCCAGAAGUUUCAGCAGGAGUACUUUGGCAACUAG
Elephantulus edwardii (Cape elephant shrew) is the source of this 414-nucleotide messenger RNA. RefSeq names its product ribosomal protein S19 binding protein 1 (gene RPS19BP1). Gene Ontology annotation, molecular function: enzyme binding. The transcript has 4 exons. NCBI's taxonomy places the organism in Eukaryota, Metazoa, Chordata, Mammalia, Macroscelidea, Macroscelididae. Gene Ontology annotation, cellular component: nucleolus. The coding region runs from base 1 to 414 and encodes 137 amino acids. The record is from RefSeq and is a predicted model, not a curated record.